Messenger RNA from Fibroporia radiculosa, 639 nucleotides. RefSeq lists its product as uncharacterized. Bases 1 to 639 code for a protein of 212 amino acids. The transcript has a single exon. NCBI's taxonomy places the organism in Eukaryota, Fungi, Basidiomycota, Agaricomycetes, Polyporales, Fibroporiaceae. The record is from RefSeq and is a predicted model, not a curated record.
AUGUCCGCUCCUCCAGUCGCUGCGGCAUCUGCUGUAAAUGCUUCCAAAGCAGAACGCCCUUCCUCGGGCACUCGUAUGCCAUCGCUGAAUCAGUUGGCAGCCCGCAUUAACCUCAACGCCAACUCGAACCCUGCCUCAGCUGCUUCUCGCCCCCGUCUCGCUGCAGCUCUCCUCCGAACCAGCUCUCAGAGUUCGUUAUCGACAGCCGCAUCCACUUCAGACUCUGUUGCAGCCAACGCGCCUAGCUCGCGAUCUGUAUCACCCGCAAACUUGUCGACUUCUCCACCAGGGAGUGUAUCCACUACGCCAAGCCAGAAUGAUACCGAUCCAGGCGAGCAGCUCACGACCGAGCGACUUGAUAAACUGAAUAAGGAGUCGGAGAAGAAGGAGAAGAUGCCUAUGGGAUAUAAGAAUAUCCCCAGUCUCGACGCCAUUACGGCUCGUCUGGCUAAGGCGCGCACUCUCAGUGUGGACGGCACUGCAAAGCCCCCUGAGGCAGAGACGAUUGAGGACCCGAAAACCCCCGGUUUGCGCAUUAAGGCGCCCGAGCACCCUCUUGAACAUACAUGGUAUGCACUUUUCUUAUCUGUUAAUGUUAUAUCUGCGUGUUCUUUAUAUGCCAUCUUUUUCACGACAUGA